Messenger RNA from Acaulospora colombiana, 675 nucleotides. Lineage: Eukaryota; Fungi; Glomeromycota; Glomeromycetes; Diversisporales; Acaulosporaceae. The record is from the annotation of a GenBank genome assembly.
AUGAUUCCCAAUAGUGCCAAGCAUUUCCGGGCUAAAGAUAGACAGAGAAAUGUCCAGGAAUAUCCCAAGCUACAUUACCCAGAAGUUUACAUUUUAGAAGGUGGAUACUGCUCGAAACAUGCGACCCCUGUGGAUAUGUACAAAUGGAUGCACCCCAACACAGUCACGCUAGAGCAGCUGAGAUUGGACAGUUCCGGAAAUGGAACCGAACCCAAAGUUAUACCUAUGGUGAAUCAAACCUGUCGAAUCAAGCUGGGAAUGGGCAGUCUAUACAGGCACCUCCGGCUCUCGAAUACAGACGCACGGUGGCACCUCCUGGCAACCCUCGAAGAGGAUCAUCAAGGACAUGAUGAUCAAGAGACGCAGGAGGACCUACCGGACGAACAGUCCGAAGGAGAGGAAACUGCCGGAGAGAAUGACUAUGACGAUGAUGACCAACAAACUGUCGACUCUGACCUUCAUGACAGAGUGCACGAUAUCUCCUUUGACGACGAGUCUCAAGGCUUCGGUUCGGCAAACAGCCCUUUCACCCAAGAUCCAGCUGUCUCUCAAGGAGAGGAAAUGAAACGUGCCAAGAACCGCGGGAGGCAAUUGUUGGAGAAGACAUUCAGGCCUUUCUCACUGUUCCCUUCUGGGCGUCUCGGCUUGAACAAGGCCGGAUCUCAUGCCUCCUAA